CGGGCGUUCGACACUUCACGUGGCCUCAAGGCUGCAUGGAGGUGAUGGGGCCUGCCGCUCUGCUCAUCCUGUCCCUCGCCUGGAUCACGGCCACGUGGCCUCCACUCACGCAGAGCGCCGAGUUGCUGGGCGGUGCGCAGCUGGAGCACGCGGAGCUCGCGGUGCACAACGAGCUGAAGCAGCCGCUCACCCUCACCUGGGUCUCUAGCGACUGCUUCCAGUGCGUGCCCCGGGCCCUGGCUGAGUGUGUGGGUGGGCGAGUGAGCCGGGUGGCCGUGGACUCCACUCACGCCGGCACACUGGCGCUGGUGAGCAGUGGUGGUGAGCUGUGCCGGAUGGAUGUGUGGCUGGGCGAGCUGGGGGAGUUUUCGCUGCGUGUGGAGCGCGGAAACCUCUCCAGCAACGCCACCUGCGGCCCCAUCACCACCACGCGGGCACCCGUCAACUCAUCGCUACCUGUCCUCAUUGCUGCCGGCGUUCUGCUGCUGCUGUCGAUUCUCUUCCCACUGAGUGGGUGGGUACUCAGGCUGCGCUGUGUGCAGAGCAUGAUAGGCCGUGUCCUGCAUCGUCCGGAUAACCACACGCUGCUGAAUAACGAGGCGAUGGUGCCCCCACAGCCCCAGAUCCUCCCCCCAAACGCCACCACCGCCACCUCCACGCAAGCGCAGAGGCUGCGGUCACUCGACACAUUCAGAGGGAUCUCCAUUGUCCUCAUGGUGUUCGUCAACUACGGCGGCGGAAAGUACUGGUACUUUAAACACUCGGCGUGGAACGGGCUGACGGUGGCAGACCUCGUGUUCCCCUGGUUUGUGUUUGCGCUGGGCUCUGCUGUGGGUCUCUCCACGGCCGGCCCGCUGCGCCGGGGCCGCCCGUCCCGUCUCCGCCUCUCCCUCCGCGCUCUGUGGCGAAGCCUCCUCCUGUUCCUCAUCGGAAUCUUCAUCGUCACGCCCAACUACUGCCACGGGCCUCUGGUGUGGAGCGAGCUGCGUGUCCCCGGAGUGCUCCAGCGGCUCGCUGUGGCCAAUGCUGCGGUGUCCUUGCUCGAGAUUUACGCCUGGGGACCUCACCACUCACCGCUGGCGAGGGUGAUGCGCUGGCCGUGGUUGAGAGAUUUGCUGCCAUUCUGGCCCCAGUGGCUCCUCGUGGGGCUCCUCCAAGUGGCCUGGCUCAGCCUCACGCUGCUGCUGCCUGUACCAGGCUGCAUGACUGGCUACCUGGGCCCCGGAGGGAUCGGCAGUGGAGGUUCCCAGGCCAACUGCACGGGAGGAGCCGCUGGGUACAUCGACCGCUGGCUACUCACGGACAGACACUUGUACCAGACUCCUACCACACGGAAUCUGUAUAGGACCACGGUGCCGUACGACCCCGAGGGGAUUCUGGGAACGCUGAACGUGGUCCUCAGCGCCUUCCUGGGUCUGCAGGCUGCCCGCACAGUCCUCUCCUUCCCGGGAGACCAUCGCGGCAUCGUCCGGCGCUUCCUCCUGUGGGCAGCUCUGCUGGGAGUGAUCUCCGCAGUGCUGACCAAGUGCACAAGGGACGAGGGCUUCCUGCCGGUCAACAAGAACCUGUGGUCGACGUCGUUUGUGACGGUCACCGCCUGCUUUGCGUUCCUGCUGCUGGCAGCGCUGCACCUCGCCACAGACGCCCUGCAAGUGUGGACAGGAACUCCCUUCCACUACGCAGGCAUGAACCCGCUGCUGCUCUACGUGGGCCACGAGCUGCUGGCCUCCUUCUUCCCCUUCCGCUGGGGGGCCCCCCCGGCCCCCCCCGCGGGGCCCCUCCCCCACGCGUGGCCCCUGGCCCAGAACCUGGUGGCCUGCGCCAUCUGGGUGGUGGUGGCCUGGCGCCUCCACCACCACCGCCUCUACCUCAAGCUGUGACCACCACCACCAUCAUCACCACCCUCAUCACCACCCUCAUCACCACCCUCAUCGCCACCCUCAUCACCAUCGCCACCGCCAUCACCACCAUCGCCACCACCACCACCAUCGCCACCCUCAUCACCAUCGCCACCGCCAUCACCACCAUCGCCACCACCACCAUUGCCACCACCACCAUCACCACCACCAUAGCCACCACCACCAUCGCCACCACCACCAUCGCCACCACCAUAGCCACCACCCUCACCACCAUCGCCACCACCAUCUCUACCUCUACCUCAAGCUGUGACCACCACCACCACCACCACCGAUGGUGGUGGUGGCGAUGGGUGGUGGCCUUGCCAGGGUCACAGCGGUGGCCAUGUGAGGUUGCGUACAACUUGAUAUAGUGUUUGUAAAAGAUGAUAUCAGGCUAACUCAAAGUGGCCGUGCUGGGUUUAUAAGGGAUGUGGCUGGGUUUACAACGGACGUGUCAGAUUAUUGGUGGCCGUGCUGGGUUUAUAAAGGAUGGGUUUAUAAGGGAUGUCAUGGGUUUAUAACGAGCGUGUCAAAUUAUCGGUGGCCGUGCUGGGUUUAUAAAGAAUGGGUUCAUAAGGGAUGUGCUGGGUUUAUAACGAGCGUGUCAGAUUAUCGGUGGCCGUGCUGGGUUUAUAAAGGACCCUUUGGGUUCACAACGGACCAUAUCAGAGCUCCUGCUUAGCUAACAAACUGUAGGGGACAAGUGACAGACACACGCAGACACGCACAUAGACCAAUACCAGCCAUUCGCCACUAAGUGACGUCACCACGGCGCUUGUGCCAGGCUAGGUGCACGUUGAGGCCACGUGAAGUGUCGAACGCCCGCUGGCAGGAGGUCACGGGGCAGACCCAGGUGCUGUGGGUUGACAGAUGAGUGGCUGAUGCACCACCUGUGCCCCCUACUGUGCCAACUUGCUGUGUUUCAUCCGCCCGGCGCUCCGCUCGUUGUUGUGAGCGUCGCUCCUCCGCCCUCCGUUGUUGUUGGAGGGCGACUGCCUCCAAGUACCCAAUAGCAAACAAAAGCUGUUUAGGCAUGCGGUGGCUGGGCAUGCGGGCUACAUGACCCAGCCUUAUGCAGCCUUGCCUGCCGGAGGAGCUCACCGAUGGGACUUUGUCCAGACCUUUCAAGGAUUUGUGAGCUCCUUACACAAUCCAGCCUGAUUAAACCCAGGAUGGAUCGUAGGCAGGCCAGCCUGAAUGUUUCGAAACGGCGAAGAUGUUCCAUUAGGGGGGUCCACGUUUCGUAAGCGUAGAGAAGGGAGGGCACAAACUGGUUUUACCCCUGGUCUGGCAGUAGUCUGCAGAUGUGAAAACACCAAACGGAAACCUUUUGCAAGGAAUCAAAUUACCACACACGGGACUAAUGAUGAUGAGGAUGAUUUAAAGGUUGCAAAUUUCCCCCAGUGGGGUCCUAAAUGAGACAGCGUCCCAGACAAGCCGCAGGAGCGGCAGCGUCUGUACGUCGCGCGUGCGUUCGAACAUCUUUGGCGCCGUACGUUGCCAAAGCGCGCUAGCCGGAGGCAGCCGUGGAAGGUGAACGACACCAAACGGAGCAAGCGAGCCGCAUAUUCUGUGGGUCUUUCGCUCACGUCGCGUAGAUGGGUUCGGGGAAGGACAACAAACUUCACAACAACAACAGCAGCAAGCAGCAGUUAUAAAGAUAUAAUUUUCUCAAUAUAGAUCACGACGAUGAUCACGACGAUGAUUAACGACGAUGAUUACGACGACGAUUUCACAAGUGCACCGCGGCUCCCGGUGUGGGGGGCUCAUCUCGGUUCUUCGUGUCACACGAAUCGGAAUAAAGGUCAAACGCUA
This is a messenger RNA of Lethenteron reissneri (Far Eastern brook lamprey), 3713 nucleotides long. RefSeq names its product heparan-alpha-glucosaminide N-acetyltransferase (gene HGSNAT). The record is from RefSeq and is a predicted model, not a curated record. NCBI's taxonomy places the organism in Eukaryota, Metazoa, Chordata, Hyperoartia, Petromyzontiformes, Petromyzontidae.